Lactuca virosa is the source of this 2599-nucleotide messenger RNA. The record is from the annotation of a GenBank genome assembly. NCBI's taxonomy places the organism in Eukaryota, Viridiplantae, Streptophyta, Magnoliopsida, Asterales, Asteraceae.
GAAGGUUUUUGUUAUGUUCACCGACCUUCCAUUCGACGGGGGUAUGGCACGGUGAUACGCAAAAACUGCCUCCACCAUGAAACCUCUCUCUUCCAUCACCAUCUUCCUCUGCUCUUCCUCACGCCGUCUCUUCACCCAUACAACACCACUACCGUUCCUCAAUUAUGAAGCUGAAAAACUCCUCGGAAUCUCCCAUUUCUCAACCUCAUCGCCGGACUCAGCCUCCUCUUCCUAUCAUUCAUCUUCAAGACGCAACCCUGAUGAUGUUAGAAACGUCAGGGUUUCCGUGUGGUGGGACUUCGAGAACUGCUCUGUACCUUGUAACGUUAAUGUCUACAAAGUUACUCAAUGCAUAACUGCUGCAGUCAGAUCAGUUGGUAUUAAGGGACCAAUCCAAAUUACGGCGUUCGGUGACGUUCUUCAGUUAUCUAGGUCUAAUCAGGAGGCGCUCUCUUCCACAGGGAUCAACCUCACUCAUAUCCCUCAUGGAGGGAAGAACAGUGCUGAUAGGUCUCUUCUAGUGGACCUCAUGUAUUGGGUUUCUCAAAAUCCACCACCAGCACAUCUUUUUCUAAUUUCCGGGGACAGGGACUUUGCUAGCAUAUUACACCGAUUAAGAAUGAACAAUUAUAACAUAUUGCUUGCUAGUACAGAAAAUGCUCCUGCAGUUCUUUGUAGUGCUGCAAGUAUCAUGUGGCAAUGGCCAGCAAUGGUGAAAGGAGAAAAUCUAAGUGGAAAACAUUUUAAUCAACCUCCAGAUGGACCUUAUGCUUCAUGGUAUGGCCAUUAUAGAGUUCCUCUUGAGGACCCUUUUGCAGUUUGUAACCAUGUUUCUAACCAAACUUCAUCUGUGCAACCAGAGGAGGAACCUCGUCCAGUUCCAAAGGCAGUUGUGAAUGUGAUACGUAAUAUAAUGAAUUCAUACCCUAAAGGGCUUUCAAUUACAGAAUUGAGAGCUGAAUUGGGGAAGAGUAAUGUUACUAUUGAGAGGGAUUUAUAUGGUCAUAAGAAGUUCUCCCGUUUUCUCAUGGCCAUGCCACAUUUGUUGAGGCUUCAAUUUGAAAAAGAUGGGCAAUAUAUUAUACAUGGGAUUACCCCAAAAAACCGUGAAACAUCUGUGUCUACUCCUGAUACAUCUACUGCUCCUAAUAUGAGUGCAAAAGACUCUGUUCCUGUCACUUCUGUGCCUCAUAAGGAGGAAACAUUGGCAUCAUCAUCCAAAUUACAAGUCCCAAAGGUUUCUACAGACUCAUUACCACUUCCAGAGGCACAACAAGUUAAAGAACAGUCUCCUGUUAUUGAAAAGUCAAAAGAAGGUGAAGUGAGCCUUGGUCAUCAGCUGUAUCCAGUAAAGAUGAAGAGCCAGACACCUGAAGUGGGAGUUUUGAAGUCUAUCUGGAGGAAAUGGUUUGGGGGUAAUGAUGGUUAUCAAGAUAAGAUGACUCCUAUUAAUGAGUGUUCUACUUCAAGAAAUAGCACUGAUACAGUAAAUGCUGAUGCAAAAGAUCAAUCUUCCCCUUCUUUAUCAACUAAUGAAGUGAUUCAAGAUGCAGAGAACAAGCCUCAUGGUAUCUUGAAUCAGUUUGUGAGUUGGUGUAAGUUUUGGAAAAAUGAUAAGAAGUCUGAUAAUCUUGAAGCAGAAUUAAGUAAAAGUGAUAAAGAGAUACCGAGUCAUUUAGAUAUGCAGGAAAUCUUUACUGAAUCUUUUUGGAAUGACAUUUUGACAUUUUUAGAAACCUCCAAAAAUUCAGCCUCAGUUUUACAAUCCAAGACCAGGCACGAAAUGGGACAAAAGUUACAGCAAUUUGGUCCUUCUCAACUCCAAUCUCUAAGCGAAAAAGACAUUCUACACCUUGUUGAGUUACUGAUUUCUGAAAAGAAAUGGGUGGUGGAAACCCCAUCUCACACUUUCCCAUUCAAACUCGUUACACCUUCAAAAACCACUUCUCCAACCAAACCUUCCAUUUUAAAGGAAUUCACAGAAUCCAGCAAUUCACAAGGGCAAGAACGUCAAAUCAAGAAAAGAGUCUCUCCAAAAACCCGAAGUCAGAUACUAAGUCAUUGCCAAAAGCUCGUGAACGAGGUCGUUAAAGAACACCCUAAAGGUUACAAACUUAGCAGCUUUAAAAAACUGUUUCUUGAAAAAUACGGGUACCCUUUGGAAGUUCAACAGCUUGGUUAUCAGAAACUAGCCACUUUGCUUCAGAUAAUGCCAGGGGUAAAGGUGGAAUCAAGUUAUAUUCUUCCAUCUGGUGAGCAUUUCCGUUCAGAAAACCGUAAAUCAGAGGAGGAGAAAGAUAAUGAUACAAAAUGGGAAGAACUGGGACCGAUUUCAAGUACUAAGAAAGAUCAUGACUUUGAAAGCGUGUCAGAUAAUGACAUGUCUGAUUCAGAAGAAGAGAACAGUUGUCAGAAGGAUCAUUUGAAUAAUGGAAAGAAGGGUGAAGGGAAUGACUGGGCACAGAAGGAAAAGCCUGUGAAACAAUACUCAUUUGUGACAGAUAAACCCAGGAAUGAGAAGGAAAAUAAGAUAGAUGGCAUAUUGGUUAAUUUGAAGAAAUUGGGUAAUGGUGCACAAGAAUCAAAAAUUGAAGGCUGA